Volvox carteri f. nagariensis is the source of this 933-nucleotide messenger RNA. RefSeq names its product 3'5'-cyclic nucleotide phosphodiesterase (gene pde3). The record is from RefSeq and is a predicted model, not a curated record. Lineage: Eukaryota; Viridiplantae; Chlorophyta; Chlorophyceae; Chlamydomonadales; Volvocaceae. Gene Ontology annotation, biological process: signal transduction. Gene Ontology annotation, molecular function: 3',5'-cyclic-nucleotide phosphodiesterase activity. The annotation marks the transcript as partial. The transcript is spliced from 6 exons.
UGGCAGUUCGACACGUGGGGCCUUCAGGCUGCCACAGGCGGUCACGCGCUGUCAGCUCUGGGCUUCUACAUCAUACAGAGGGAGGGCCUCAUCAAGGCCUUCCGCAUCCAACCUGUCACGCUGGCCAGGCUUCUCCGACAAGUCGAGGCUGGCUACAUGGACAAUCCGUACCAUAAUGCCGUACAUGCUGCGGAUGUACUGCAGACCCUCCACGUCAUCAUCCACACCGCACAGCUCCACAUCCACUAUCUUGACCCUCUGGGGCUGCUGGCGGCGUACUAUGCAGCGAUCGUGCACGACUACGGGCACCCGGGGGUGACCAACGACUUCCUGGUGGCCGUUUCGGACCCGCUGGCGGUCAGGUACAACGACCGGUCACCGCUGGAAAACCACCAUUGCGCGGCCGCUUUUGAGCUGCUACAGAAGCCAGAACUGGAUUUCCUGGCACCGCUGACGAAGGCCGAGCGGACCACAUUCAGGAAGCAGGCAAUCGAUAUGGUUCUGGCCACCGACAUGAAACAGCACUUUUCGAUUCUCUCCCAUUUCAAUACCCUGACGGUCCACCAAAGGUGCGCACGUACGUACGUAUGUAUGUAUGUGCGUAUGUAUGUACGUAUGUACGUAUGCACGUAUGUAUGUGCGCAGAGUAAGAGAUACAUACGUAGGCUAGGUAUGUAUGCAUGCAUGUGGCUAGCGGCUCUGGAGGAGGAGUUCUUCCUGCAAGGUGAUCGGGAGCGGGCGCUGGGGCUGCCCAUCAGCCCCCUGUUCGACCGGGCCAAACAAGGAGUCAGCAAGAGCCAGGUGGGCUUCUACGACUUCGUGGCGCUGCCGCUGCUGCACGCCCUCACCGGCGCCUUCCCCGGGACGCAGCAGCUUAUGAAGUGCUUUGUGGGGAAUUAUAACCAUUGGCGGCAGGUGGAGGGACAGCAGCCC